AUGAGGUGGGCACAGGGUUCAGUCACCCUGAGGAUGCCCCUCUUGCUCCUUGGGCUCUGGGUGGUGCUGGCUCCAGCACAGGAUUCUCAAGGCCGUCCCUCAUGGCGCUACAUCUCCUCCGAGGUGGUGAUUCCAAGGAAGGAGCUUCACCUUGGCAAAGGUGUUCAGGCACCAGGUUGGCUCUCCUACAGCCUGAGAUUUGGGGGCCAGAGACAUGUCAUCCACAUGCGGCGCAAGAAACUCUUUUGGCCCCGACAUCUGGUGCUGAUGACUCAGGAUGACCAGGGAACCUUGCAGGUAGAUUACCCCUUUGUGCCUCUUGACUGUUACUACUUCGGCUACCUGGAGGAGGUUCCUUUCUCUACAGUCACCAUGGACACGUGCUACGGGGGCCUGACAGGUAUGAUGAAGUUGGAUGACCUUGCCUAUGAAAUCCAACCCCUCAAGGAUUCCCCAAGCUUUGAACACAUAGUUUCUCAGAUAGUGGCAGACUCCAGUGCCACUGGACCCAUGUAUACACUGGGGUACAAAGAAGAGAGGCAUCCCCUGUUCUCUCAAGUGAAUAGCAGUGCAGCCUCCAGGCUCAGCAGUAAGGCAUAUGCAAGCCACCAAGGAUUUUUCAAAGGAUGUCUUAUAAGUGCCAAUUCAGUUUAUAGGCAAUACAACAAUGUGUCAACAUGUGUCAAAUUCCUGGUAAAUCUAGGUAGUUUAAUGAACUCUAUGCUCCAAAAUGUUGAUUUAAGGUACUACAUCAGCUCCCUAGUCAUUUAUAACCAGAGAGAUCCCACCUCCAUGAGCAGCUAUAAUAUACCAGGGAAUGCGUUUCAUUCCCAUUAUAUAAGCAACAUUUAUCUUCCUCUUCGUCCACAAACAAGCUUAGUUGUGAUUCAAGAUGGGCCCCAUGACAAUAGUUUUACACCAGUCUUAUAUGGUGUCUGCAAAGAAACUAAUCUCCUCAUGCUGGGUGUUUUUUCAAGACAUUAUUUUAUGUUAUCAAUUAUAGCCACCCAAUUAACUGCAAGAAGUUUUGGUUUAUUUUAUGAUGAGCCCACAUGUGUUUGCCAGAGAAGGACCACCUGCAUCAUGGACAGGAUCCCUCUGAUUACAGAUGCCUUCAGUAACUGUUCCAUGUUGCAUGCAACACAUGUAGUUAAUUAUCACAGGGUACACUGUACCUACAGCACUGACUUUGAGUAUUUCAACAGUAGCCUGACAUUACCUAUGUGUGGAAACUCUGUGGUGGAUGAUGGAGAGGAGUGUGACUGUGGCUCCUUCCAUCAGUGUUACAGAAACACCUGCUGCCAAAGUGACUGCACCUUUAGACCUGGAAGUGCUUGUAACACAGGCAUGUGUUGCACAAACUGCAGUUUCUCACCCCCAGGGACACUCUGCAGGCCAAUCCAGAACAUAUGUGACCUUCCAGAGUACUGCCUUGGGCUGACCUCCACAUGCCCUGAAGAUGUGUAUCUGCAAGAUGGAACCCCAUGUAGUGAAGUCAGCUACUGCUAUCAUGGAAAUUGUACUGACCGCAGUGUACACUGCAAGGAGAUCUUUGGUGAAGGUGCAGUGAAUGCUCCAGAUGCCUGCUACACCAUAAAUAAAAGAGGACACCGAUUUGGACAUUGUACAUCUCAUGUUUACCACACCUUAGAGGGUUGUGCUGACGCUGACAUUAAAUGUGGACGCCUACAGUGUACCAAUGUCACACAUCUGCCUAGGUUGCAAGACCACGUUGGAUUCCAUCAGUCUGUGAUACAGGGGUCCUUGUGUUUUGGAGUGGAUUUACACAUUGGGACAUACACAACUGAUGUUGGUCAUGUGAGACCUGGUACCCCCUGUGGUGGUGGGUAUUACUGUAACAACAGUGUAUGCAAUGCUUCUGUUGCUGACAUGAACUAUGACUGCGAACCUUACAAAUGCAACUACAGGGGAGUUUGCAACAGUAAAAGGAACUGCCACUGCCAUAUAGGCUGGGACCCUCCUCGGUGCAUAGACAAAGGUGCUGGAGGGAGUCUCGACAGUGGACCCCCUCCAAGAAGAAUGCGGUCAGUGAGGCAAAGUGAUAUGUCUGUGGUGUACUUUAGGGUGGUCUUUGGGCGCAUGUAUGCCUUCAUAGCUGCCCUCCUUUUUGGAGUGGCCACCAAUGUGAAAAUAAUCAAGACCACUUCCACUCAAGAAACUGCCAUAUGA
Molecule: messenger RNA, 2190 nt
Organism: Phyllostomus hastatus (greater spear-nosed bat)
Lineage: Eukaryota; Metazoa; Chordata; Mammalia; Chiroptera; Phyllostomidae
Product: disintegrin and metalloproteinase domain-containing protein 20-like
Exons: 1
Coding region: 1-2190 (729 amino acids)
Biological process (GO): proteolysis; male gonad development
Cellular component (GO): plasma membrane; sperm head plasma membrane; external side of plasma membrane
Molecular function (GO): metalloendopeptidase activity
Source: RefSeq, a predicted model, not a curated record